AGACUUCCGUUUCGGUGUAUUGUUUCCCCUCCGUUUCUCUCUCUCUCUCUAAAAUAAACCAAAAUUCGAUCAAUCCAAAAACCCUUGCCAAAGUCUUUCCCCAUUAUUCUUCAUCCAUCUUAUUCACAAUCAAUCUAAUUUUAUAUCAAAGGAUUCAACCCCUUUUGUAUGCUAUCUUUUUUCUCUCCCUAAUUCUUUCGGCACACAGAGAUACAUAUGCAUAAAUUGUCUCUAUACAUAGAUACAUAAACAUUAGAGAGUCAUUAUUGUUAUUUGUGUACCAAGAAGAAAAAGAUGAGUGGGGGUAGGGUUACCAUUCCAAACAAUGUACGGAAGACGAUCCAGAACAUCAAGGAGAUCACAGGUAAUCACAGUGAAGAUGAGAUAUAUGCAAUGCUUAAAGAAUGUUCCAUGGAUCCAAACGAGACCGCUCAGAAGCUCCUCUUACAGGACCCAUUUCAUGAAGUUAAAAGGAAACGUGACAGAAAGAAGGAGAAUCCGAGUAAAGAAUCUACAGAGCCUAGAUGGAAACCUGGGAUGCAGGGAAGGGGUAACAGGGGUGGCAGAGGGAACUACUCAUCUCGCCACAUGUCUAAUGAUGCAGGUGGUGGAAGAACAGCUCUUUCUGCAAAGGAAAACGGGAUAAUCAAUAAAGGUGCGGAGGAAGGGGCAAAUCAGUCAAUUCCUCAGGGUCAGAAGAGUAAAGAGACAUCUGUUGAAAGUGAUAAGAAGCAAUCUGAAGUGACUUCAUCUACUUCUAGUAGUAAGAUGGAGGGCCAAGUGCCAAGGGUUGUUCCUGUUGAGUCAAGUAAGAUCCCAGCUGUUGCCUUAGGGUCUUCUAUGUUGACUUCCAAGAACACAUCUGCAUCCAAGACACCAUCAGUAUCACCUUCACCAGGGGUAUAUUUGUCCGAAAAAGAUCCUAUUUUGAUGCCAUCACAAGAUUCACGGCUGUCUGUGGGUACUAUUAGACGUGAAGUUGGGAGUAAAGUAGCUGCAGUUGAACAAAUUCAAGAGUCCCCUCUUAUGAUCAAAUCAACUGCUUCUGGUUCUGAGCAAGGGAAGGUGGGACCCGGUGAGCUUCAGGGAGUGGGGAAGAAUGUGGUUUCAGAGUCUUGUUCGCGACCAGGAUCAUCUUCUCAUGUCUCCUUUUCCAUUGCCAGGCCUUCAUCAAAUUAUAAUAAUAGGAUGCAACAAGCAAUUGGACCUCAAAAAGUUGGUCCUAGCAUGGAAUGGAAACCGAAACCAAUUGCUCAAAGUCAAGGGUCAAUUAAGGUGGCUGUGGCUGUGGUUCCAGUUGAAGCUCAUACUCCAACAACAGUUUCUUCUGCAUCCUCCACUAAUCUUGAUUCAAAGGAGGAUGAACUUGAGAAGAAGGUAAAGGAGUCACAUAUUUCAGAUGAUAAACAUGUCAUUAUCCCAAAUCACCUUCAUGUUCCUGAAGCCGAAAAACUCGGCUUCUGUUUUGGGAGUUUUGAUGCCACUUUCGGUUUUAAUAAAACCUCAAAUGGUCCUGUGAGUGACAAGACUUCUGAGGAGGCUGAUGAAAGAAGUAUAGAGGAGCAAAUGCAGUCCAGAAAUGAAAAGGCUGAUGGAGAGGAUGAUCAUCUUGAACGCCCUCCUACCACAUCUUCAUCUAAUGUACCCGAGAGUUUACCAACGGAAGGUGACAUGUCAUCGAAUGCGGGACCCGAGUACAGAGAGCCCAAGCAAGAGACCUCUUCUUCUUCUUCACUUCCAACUCCAAGUCAUCAAUACCCAGUUGUUCAUACAUCUCCAAAUCCAAACUUCAGUUUUGGGUUCAUGCCACCAAUGAUUGGAAGCCAAGUUACAUCUUUUGAAAACACCGAGUCUCAGGCACGCGAUGCUUCUCAUGUCCCAAGCUUUGUAGUUCAGCAACCGUUUGAUCCAGCAACCUAUUAUGCUCACUUUUAUCGUGAGAGUGAUGGACGCAUGUCACCUUUCCACUCAACCACAAAGUACAAUGGAAAUGUUCCACAGCCUUCUCACUCUUCUCAAGAGGUCGGGAACUCACUAAUGUUAUCCACCACCAGUCCAACACCAACAGCCGCCACACAAACCAUGCAAAGCUCCAUAUCCGUCACUCAACAACCAUUACCUGUUUUCCGGCAGCCACCAGGGGUUCAUCUACCCCAUUACCCUCCAAAUUACAUCCCAUACGGUCCAUAUUUCUCCCCAUUUUAUGUCCCUCCACUAGCUGCUAUCCAUCAGUUUUUAAGCAAUGGGACAUUCCCACAACAACCACAGCAAGGUAGCGGCAUGUAUCCAGCACCACCACCAGUGGCCGUGGCCGCCGCCUCUAAUUCUAAAUACCCGCUUCCACAGUAUAAGCUCGGAAGCAAUAACUCAGGACAUAUUGGAAUGGCGGGAAGCUAUGGACCAUAUGCUUCAGCAGCCCCUGCUGCUGCUAAUUCCACCUCUAAUGAAGACCUUGGUGGGUCCCACUCCCACUCCCAGUUUAAGGAAACUAAUGUUUACAUCACUGGCCAGCAGAGUGAAGGUCCGGGUGUAUGGAUAGCGGGACCCGGACCAGGUCGAGACAUGUCGGGUUCUUUCUAUAAUCUCCCUCAAGGCGGUCAAGUGGCAUACACCACCCCAACACAACAACCUAACCACGGCCACGCGGCGGCCUUUGCUAAUAUUUAUCACCCGCCUCAACCCGUAACCACCGGUGCGGUUCACCCACUGGCUGCUGGUGGACCGGGUAGUGUGGACAUGGUGGGACCCGCAGCUAGUGUCUAUCAGCAGCAACAACCCCAACCAACUCAAAUCAACUGGCCUAACAACUACUAAAGUAACAAACUUCAACAAUCAAAACCCAAAACCCAAAAAGGUAUGAGUGGAUGGAUUAUUAGGGAUUUGAGUGUAAAUCAUCUUAUAUAGGAGGGAGAGGAGGUUGGAAGUUUUGAUAGAAGAGAUUAUGUUAUUGUUGGAGGAUAUAAUAUAUAUAUAUCAUUAUCAUAUAUAUACAUAUAAACAAAAAAAAGAUGAAUUCCUCUUGUAACCGAUAAAGCGACCAUUUUUUAAAAGGUGGAGUGAUGGGGGUGGGGGGUGGAAGUGUUUAUUCGGUCUUGUCUUUUUUCUUGGUGGGUGGUAUAUGGUUUUUGGUCAUGAGUCUGGUGGAUGUGGAUGAUCUUCUAUUUUCUGUUUUGAAAUUUGAGGUUUUAUAGGACUCAUGGAUUUAGGGUCUAGAAGCUUAUUAUGUUUUCUUGCUUGUUUUUUUU
Lactuca virosa is the source of this 3245-nucleotide messenger RNA. The record is from the annotation of a GenBank genome assembly. NCBI's taxonomy places the organism in Eukaryota, Viridiplantae, Streptophyta, Magnoliopsida, Asterales, Asteraceae.